Molecule: messenger RNA, 2644 nt
Organism: Vollenhovia emeryi
Lineage: Eukaryota; Metazoa; Arthropoda; Insecta; Hymenoptera; Formicidae
Exons: 18
Coding region: 184-2580 (798 amino acids)
Biological process (GO): sensory perception of smell; detection of chemical stimulus involved in sensory perception of smell
Cellular component (GO): plasma membrane
Molecular function (GO): odorant binding; olfactory receptor activity
Source: RefSeq, a predicted model, not a curated record
UUCUCUUCCCAGUACUUUAAAUUUCUUACAUCUGCUAUUGAUCCCACGGUAGACUAAUCGUCACUUUUAAAAUUAUCCUAUAAGCCUGGGAAACAAAAAUUGAUUAUCUAACUCGAUACAUGGAGAGGGAAACGCAGUUUCGCGGCGUUGUUCCUGACAUACGCGUUUCAGCUUUCGCGAGAGAUGGACUUUGCUGGAGAACAGUACUAUAAGCUGAAUAGAAUUCUUCUGCUAUCUGUCGGUCUGUGGCCCUAUCAAAUUUCAACUUUCAAGAAAACACAAAUAAUCUUCAUCCAAACACUAUUCAUAUCUAUUCUAAUAUGUCAGUGCAGUCCAUUUCUUGUAAAACAGCACAGCAUCAAGUCUAUUACCAAAAUGGUGUUGUUCAUCGCUCUUAUCUUAAUUUCUAUGACAAAAUAUUAUGCAGGUCUCCUACUCAGUGAUAACAUCAAAUAUAUCUUCGAUAGAAUUCGAUACGAUUGGAAUAUGUUAAAGGCUCAGGCGGAAUUAGAAGUAAUACGAAGAUAUGCAGACAAUGCAAAAUUCCAUACGAUCUUUUUUCUGUUUUUGAGUGUGUGCUUUUUAUUGGCAAUGAGUACAAUAAUUUGUCUACCGCGUAUACUUGAUGUGAUCAUACCAAUGAAUGAAUCGCGACCGCCAGAAUUUAUAAUUAUGGUGGAAUACUUUGUCGACGAAGAAACAUACUUUUCCGCUAUUGUUACACACAUAAUUUUAACUUAUUAUACUGGACUCAUCAUAAUAGUGGCUAUGGCAACAAUAGCCAUAGCAUACGCUUUGCACACAUCCGCUUUAUUUAAAAUCGCCAGCUACCGAAUAGAAAACAUAUUUAACGAAAACGUUCAUCUGCCAAAGGACAUUAAACAAUAUAUGCUUCAUAACAAUUUAAUUCGAGCUGUGUAUGUUCAUCGUAGAGCUAUAGAUUUGACCAAUAUUUUGACGAAAAGUUUUGCAACAUUGUAUUUUAUAUUAUUAGGAUUAAGUUUGGUUUCGAUGAGUCUCAGUUUCUUUAAUUGCAUUAAUGCAGUAACAUCUCAGGAAAAAGUGGAGUUUAUAUUGACGUACAGUGGCAUUAUAUUUUUACAUUUAUAUUAUGUAUUUCUGGGAAAUUAUGUUGGACAGGACAUUAUAGAUAGCAGCAUUGGCUUUAGUCAAGCAACAUAUAAUGCACAAUGGCACACUGCGCCAUUAUGUAUGCAGAAGUUGAUACCAUUUAUAAUACAAAGAAGUAACAAGAAGAGUGCUUUAACAGCUGGAGGUUUAUUUGACGCGUCGUUAGAAGGUUUUGCUACGCUCUUAAGUAUGUCUAUGUCCUAUGUUAUGGUCCUUCAAUCCGUGGGACAACACAAAGGGAGCCACGAAACGGAUAAUAGUUAUGUUUAUUUCGAGGGCCAGCGUUACUAUUGGGCCAAUCGGUUUAUUUUAGAAAUGAUGGGACUAUGGCCUUAUAAUAAUUCCAUGUACAUAUACAUUUACAGAACAUUGAUGAUUUUUCUCCUCGUAUCUUCUGGCAUUACUCAGGUAGCCAAAUUACGAACCACGAUUUAUGAUCUCGACCGUUUUUUGUAUAAUUUAACAUACUGUAUUCCUUGUCUCAUCUAUAUUUUGAAGUUUAUUGGCUACAUUAUGAUAAUUGAUAGAGUGAAAGAAAUAAUGAGUAGAAUUGAGCAUGAUUGGAAUACGUUAAAGGACGAAAAGGAAUGCGAAAUUAUACGGUAUUACACCAUAAUCGGAAUGCGAUACACAAUAGUUUUCUUGACUUUAUGCAUCCCAUUUUUGUUUAUUUUUAUUUUUGGCUUUUAUGUACCGGGUAUUCUCGACCUCAUCAAUCCUUUAAACGAAUCUCGUGCGAGAAAACUGCCGCUCUUAGCGGAUUAUUUUAUUCUCGAUGAACAGAAAUUCUAUUAUCCUAUCCUGGUGCACCAGUCUUUAUUAGUCAUAUUAGGCAUAACCAUAGUACUUGCAACUGAUACGUUAAAUAUGGUAUAUGUUCAUCAUGCUUGUGGAUUGUUCGAAGUGGCCAGUUAUCGUAUGAAACAUGUUUUCGAUGACGGAAUGUUUUCAGUAACUACAAAUGAAAAAUAUGCCAUAAUUCACGCCAGAAUUGUAAAAGUUAUACAUAUCCACAGGAAAACUGUCGAAUUUUUAGAUUACAUACUGUCCACAUUUGGAUUAACUUAUUUCCUUAUGCUCAUGCUUGGAGUGAUUACAAUAACUAUUAACAUGUUUCGUUUAAUUGAGGCUGUUUUGGCAAUGAAUGAUUUUGGAGAAUUAUUAGCAUGUGUAUCCUUCAUUGGAGGCCAGUAUGGCAUUUUGUUUUUCGCCAACUAUUUUGGACAGAAGCUAACAGAUCGUAGUUGUCUUAUUUUUGAUGAAGUAUACGAUUCACAAUGGUACGCAGCACCCGUACAUAUUCAAAAACUAUUUAUGUUUAUACUACAAAGAACGGUAAAAGGUUACGUGCUCAAUAUUGGUAGUGUAAUUAUGGCGUCGCUGGAAGGUUUCGCGUCGAUGGCGAGUUUGACACUGUCUUAUCUCACUAUGAUAUAUUCUGUGCGUUAAGAUCAAAACAGACAGCAAAUCCUAGUAGUCGAUAUAAUAAAAAAAUUGCAUUAAAAUGUAAAAA